AUGAUGUCAUCCAUAAAACGACUGCAGAAGGAACUGAAGGACAUCACCAAGGACCCCCCGCCCAUGUGCUCUGCAGGGCCUGUGGAGAAUGACCUGUUCAAAUGGAAGGGGGCCAUCAUGGGUCCCUCUGACAGCCCGUAUGAGGGAGGGGUGUUCUGCCUAAACAUACAAUUCCCAGGCAAUUACCCCUUCAGGCCCCCACAGAUUUACUUUACCACCCCAAUCUACCACCCCAAUAUCAACCGGAGAGGCUAUAUCUGCCUGGAUAUUCUCAAGUCCCAGUGGUCUCCUGCACUGACUAUAUCCAAACUCCUGUUGUCCAUCAGCUCCAUGCUAUGUGACCCCAACCCGAAUGAUGCCUUAGUUCCAUCCAUUGCCAGAAUGUACCUAACAGAUAGGGACAACUAUAAUACCAUGGCCCGAGCCUGGACCAAGAAGUAUGCCAUGUGA
Molecule: messenger RNA, 450 nt
Organism: Artibeus jamaicensis (Jamaican fruit-eating bat)
Lineage: Eukaryota; Metazoa; Chordata; Mammalia; Chiroptera; Phyllostomidae
Product: ubiquitin-conjugating enzyme E2-17 kDa-like
Exons: 2
Coding region: 1-450 (149 amino acids)
Biological process (GO): protein polyubiquitination; ubiquitin-dependent protein catabolic process
Cellular component (GO): nucleus
Molecular function (GO): ubiquitin conjugating enzyme activity
Source: RefSeq, a predicted model, not a curated record